This is a messenger RNA of Microthlaspi erraticum, 219 nucleotides long. The record is from the annotation of a GenBank genome assembly. NCBI's taxonomy places the organism in Eukaryota, Viridiplantae, Streptophyta, Magnoliopsida, Brassicales, Brassicaceae.
AUGAGUCUCGAAGUUCGUCGUCUCCUUUUGUUUCUCAUACUAACCCUUCCACUUGUCACAUCUUCAUCUCAAAACACACUCUCUGUUUCAGGAUUUGGGAAGACAGUGACUGCAAGAAGAUCGUUGGUGGUGAACAUCGAGGAUUAUGGUGAUCCAUCUGCAAACACCAGACAUGAUCCCAGCGUUCCGACAAAUGCAGAAGCUAACACAACACCUUGA